AUGGCCGGAGAUAACCCGGACAAGACAAUCUAUCUCCAUGGCGACCUCGACCUAAGGAUCAUCGAGGCCCGCUGCCUUCCCAACAUGGACCUCGUCUCCGAGCGCCUCCGUCGCUGCCUCACCGCGUUCGAUCUCUGCCGCCGCCCCUUCGCCAAAAACCGCAGCCACGACCGCCGCCACCACCACCGUAAGAUCAUCACCAGCGACCCCUACGUCACGGUCUGCCUCGCCGGUGCCCGGGUAGCCCGGACCCGGGUCAUAUCCAACUCACAGGAUCCGAUUUGGGACGAGCAUUUCCAGAUCCCAUUAGCUCAUCCUGUUUCUCAGGUCGAUUUUCAAGUCAAGGACAACGACAUGUUUGGCGCCGAGCUAAUCGGAAUUGCAUCCGUGCCGGCAAGCCGGAUUGCUUCAGGCGAACUAAUCGACGAGUGGUUCCCAGUAAUCGGAUCGUACGGAAAGCCCCCGAAACCCGACUCCGCCAUCCGGGUGCGAAUGACAUUCACGCCCUUCCACAAAAACCCGGCUUACAAAAACGGCAUUUCCGAGGAUUACGGGUUGAGGCAGAGCUAUUUCCCGUCUCGGCAUGGCGGGAAGGUCACACUCUAUCAAGAUGCGCACGUGAAGGAUGGGAUGUUGCCGGAAAUCGAGCUUGAUGGUGGGAAGAAGUUCGAGCACGGGAAGUGUUGGGAGGACAUUUGUCACGCGAUUUUGGAGGCGCAUCACUUGGUGUACAUUGUUGGUUGGUCAAUUUAUCAUAAGGUGAAGUUGGUGAGGGAACCGAGCAAGCCAUUGCCGAAAGGUGGGGAUUUGAAUCUUGGGGAGCUGCUUAAGUACAAGUCGCAGGAAGGGGUGAGGGUGUUGCUGUUGGUUUGGGACGACAAGACAUCGCACAACAAGUUCUUUUUUAAAACGGAAGGAGUGAUGCAAACUCAUGACGAGGAAACUCGGAAGUUUUUCAAGCACUCGUCAGUCACAUGUGUACUAGCCCCCCGUUACGCAAGUAGUAAGCUCAGCUUUUUCAAGCAGCAGGCAUGCUUUGUUGUUGGAACUCUUUACACACACCAUCAGAAAUGUGUUAUUGUGGACACUCAAGACUAUGGCAACAACAGAAAGAUAACUGCUUUCAUUGGCGGUCUCGAUCUCUGUGAUGGACGCUAUGAUACUCCCGAACAUCGACUGUUUCGCGAUCUCGACACUGUAUUUGAGAAUGAUUAUCAUAAUCCAACCUUUCCUCCGGGAAAGAAAGGACCAAGACAACCUUGGCACGAUUUACAUUGCAAAAUUGAAGGUCCGGCCGCUUAUGAUGUGCUCACAAACUUCGAACAACGGUGGAGAAAAGCCACUAAAUGGUCUGAGUUUGGACAACGGUUUAAAAAGAUUUCACACUGGCAUGAUGACGCUUUAAUUAAGGUUGAAAGAAUAUCCUGGAUUAAUAGUCCGUCCCCAUCUGUUCCAAAUGAUGACCCUUCAUUAUGGGUUUCGAGGGAAGACAGUCCAGAAAACUGGCAUGUUCAGGUUUUCCGGUCCAUAGACUCGGGAUCGCUGAAAGGUUUUCCCAAAAAUGUCCAUGCAGCUGAGGAACAAAACCUAGUGUGUGCGAAAAAUUUGGUGAUAGACAGAAGCAUUCAAAUGGCUUAUAUCCAUGCUAUAAGAUGUGCCCAACAUUUCAUAUACAUUGAGAACCAAUAUUUCCUUGGGUCAUCUUUUGCUUGGCCAUCUUAUGAAAAUGCCGGCGCUGACAAUUUAAUCCCUAUGGAACUUGCACUAAAGAUAGCCAGUAAAAUAAGAGCAAAAGAAAGAUUCACAGUUUAUAUUGUUAUCCCUAUGUGGCCAGAGGGGGUUCCGGAUUCUGCUUCAGUACAAGAAAUCCUUUUUUGGCAGUGGCAAACAAUGCAAAUGAUGUAUGACAUCAUUGCUAAAGAGAUCAAAUCUGCUGAGCUAAAGAAUGCACAUCCAACAGACUACCUAAAUUUCUACUGUCUUGGCAAUCGAGAGGAAUGCCCUGAAGAAGAAGUAAAUGUUGAUGGUCAAACCUCAUCUAGUUCGGACACAAAUUCAAAAAAAUUCCGAAGAUUUAUGAUUUAUGUACAUGCCAAGGGCAUGAUCGUCGAUGAUGAGUACGUAAUACUUGGUUCUGCCAACAUAAACCAACGGUCAAUGGCUGGUUCAAGAGAUACAGAGAUUGCCAUGGGUGCUUAUCAACCCCAUUACACUUGGGCUAAAAAACAGGAACAUCCUUUGGGCCAGAUAUAUGGAUACCGUAUGUCACUUUGGGCAGAACACAUUGGAAGUAUUCACAAGUGUUUCAAGGAUGCGGAAAGCUUAGAGUGCGUAAAGUAUGUGAACAGUGUGGCGGAAGAUAAUUGGAAUAUGUACACAGCAAACGAGUUCACCUCAUUACAAGGGCACAUCCUAAAAUACCCGGUGGCAAUAGAUGCUGAUGGGAAGGUUAGUUCAUUGCCCGGACAUGAAAAUUUCAUCGAUGUUGGUGGUAAGGUGCUGGGAUGUCCAACAAAUUUGCCAGAUGCAUUGACUACUUAA
This is a messenger RNA of Striga hermonthica, 2541 nucleotides long. The record is from the annotation of a GenBank genome assembly. NCBI's taxonomy places the organism in Eukaryota, Viridiplantae, Streptophyta, Magnoliopsida, Lamiales, Orobanchaceae.